AUGUUUCGGCCACAGCUGAGGCAGAUUUCGCUGCACUGUGAACGGGCGAAAAUUGGCCUUUCUACCCCGGCUCGCCAGUUCUCCUGUACCCGUACAGUGGCCGACGAAGGUCAAGACAAGCCAUCCGACAAGCCUAAACCCAAUACCCGCCCUUCAUCGGGCAAUUUUAUGUCCUACAAGCCUCGCGAUCCCAACGCCCCCCCACCUCGCAACCCCAAUGGACCCCCAGCUCGCACCAACCAGUAUCAAUCUCGGCCUCCUCGAGUAAUUGAUGCCAGAUCUUUUGCGGCAGCACGAGCUAGCGGUGGAGAGCAGUCUAAGAUUAUCCGCAGCCCUAGAACACGCAACGUUCGUGGCGGCGAUCAACCCCAAAAUCGCAAACCCAAACCCUCCGCCAAAGGCGCCAAAGGCGCCAAAGGUGUCAAGGGUGCCAAGGGCAACCGAAAUGGCCCGCGCAGGAGCGCCAGAACUUCCGAGCACGACGAUGGCGAAGAUGCCGAAGGUGCAGCUAUCGACCAAGUUCUGGAAGAGCAAAUCAUCAAAUCCCGGCCAACCCCGAUUCGCUACGAGCCCCAGGAGAUCAAUUACUCUACUUUGAAACAGACCUGGCCUUCAAUCCCCACAGACGUGAACUCGCGCUCGGCUGCCAUCUAUGAGAAGCUUUCCAGCCUGAGCGGCCGUGUUGGCAAUGGCUAUAUCCCGCCCUAUGAGCUUGGAAGACGCAUGUGGAAGGGCCAGAACGUUCUCUUCACUAGCGAGAAUGAGAAAACUGAGGCUUUGGAAGAGAUCAAGCGAUUGUCUCAGCUUCGUGCUGAUCGAAUUUCACAGCGCAAGGGUGACCUUGUGGAGCCUCGGAAUGUCGAGUUUAGCCCAAUCGACGCAGAGACCACCAAGUCUCUCUUAGAAACAUUCGUUCAGGGUAACUACCCCGCGUCUGAAGUCGGGAAAGAUGGACAUGCCGUAUUGGGAGAGGUGUCGAAGAACCUCAGGAACAACAGUACCUACCAGACAACCGGAAAGACCGCACAGUUCAUGGCCAAGAUUGAAUCUCUUGUCUCUGCUGGCCGCAACGCUAAGACCAAGAGCACCUAA
This is a messenger RNA of Penicillium robsamsonii, 1092 nucleotides long. RefSeq lists its product as uncharacterized. The record is from RefSeq and is a predicted model, not a curated record. The coding region runs from base 1 to 1092 and encodes 363 amino acids. NCBI's taxonomy places the organism in Eukaryota, Fungi, Ascomycota, Eurotiomycetes, Eurotiales, Aspergillaceae. The transcript is spliced from 2 exons.